Naegleria fowleri is the source of this 561-nucleotide messenger RNA. RefSeq lists its product as uncharacterized. Lineage: Eukaryota; Heterolobosea; Eutetramitea; Acrasida; Naegleriidae. The record is from RefSeq and is a predicted model, not a curated record. The transcript has a single exon. Bases 1 to 561 code for a protein of 186 amino acids.
AUGACCACUGACAGCUCCUCAUCUUCCACUCUUUGGAAACUCAUUCAUGGAGGUGUUUUCAUCCUCUCCUUGCUUGUUACCAUGUUUCACAUUGCUUCUCUUGUCAUGAUGGGUUUAUUAAUGAGCGAAUCCCAAUUCAUGAUUUACGAAAUACUUAUUGCCAUGAUUUUCACCACUUGUUCCUUGCUCGUAACAACAGGACUCUCAUUCUUAACCUUGUUUAAAUUCAUUUCAAAAAUGAAUGAGUGUUUACAUGCCGAUCCGAAAGAUGCCAAAAUUUCUGACAAUGCCAAAUUUGGCUAUUUAGUGUCGUAUAUUGCCUUCUCGGGAGUUGCAAUGGGACUUUGUCUCUUUCAAAGUUGUUUCUUUGGAAUGUAUGAAAGAUCAUUGCCCUCUGCAGUGUAUUUCAUUCAAUGUGGUUUGGCUGCUUCAGUGUCGGGAUGUUUGGCUUCCUUAUUGUGUUUGAUGGAUGCUGGAUUGAAGUUUAAAUUCUUCUUCAAGGCAAUCAUGGCAAAUAAUAUGAUUCCCAGUGGAGCCAUGGAAAGGUUAAUUCAGCAAUGA